Molecule: messenger RNA, 1416 nt
Organism: Etheostoma cragini (Arkansas darter)
Lineage: Eukaryota; Metazoa; Chordata; Actinopteri; Perciformes; Percidae
Gene: mylpfa
Product: myosin light chain, phosphorylatable, fast skeletal muscle a
Exons: 7
Coding region: 155-667 (170 amino acids)
Biological process (GO): skeletal muscle tissue development
Cellular component (GO): cytoplasm
Molecular function (GO): calcium ion binding
Source: RefSeq, a predicted model, not a curated record
UCACUUUUUUUAUCCCCAUCCAAACUUAAGGCUGUGGCUAAAGUUAGAUUGGCCUGCAGAGGGGUAUAUAAGCCCCCGGGGAUGUUGGUACAUUGCGGCUUCACACUAUCUUCUCCUUCUUGAUCAGCCAAACCUCCACUCAUACCGUCUCAAGAUGGCACCAAAGAAGGCAAAGAGGAGGGCAGGAGGAGGAGAUAGCGGCUCCUCCAAUGUGUUCUCCAUGUUUGAGCAGAGCCAGAUUCAGGAGUACAAAGAGGCUUUCACAAUCAUUGACCAGAACAGAGAUGGUAUCAUCAGCAAAGAUGACCUGAGGGACGUGCUGGCUUCAAUGGGCCAGCUGAACGUGAAGAAUGAGGAGCUGGAGGCCAUGAUCAAGGAGGCAAGCGGCCCCAUCAACUUCACUGUCUUCCUCACCAUGUUCGGAGAGAAGCUGAAGGGUGCUGACCCCGAGGACGUCAUUCUUGCCGCCUUCAAAGUCCUGGACCCAGAGGCUACUGGAAGCAUCAAGAAGGAAUUCCUUCAGGAGCUCCUGACCACUCAGUGCGACAGGUUCUCAGCGGAGGAGAUUAAGAACAUGUGGGCCGCCUUCCCCCCAGAUGUUGCUGGCAACGUAGACUACAAGAACAUCUGCUAUGUCAUCACACACGGAGAGGAGAAGGAGGAGUAAGGACAAAGCUAGAAGACAAGAAAGACAGCAAUCCCUUUCCUAUCAUGCCUUCCCUGCGCUUUUCUUUCCUCCUCUUCCUUCUUUGCUUACCUCUUGUGUAAACCUAUGUGCUCUGCCGUUCAUAUUCAAACCAAAGACUUGUCACACUGACACGAGGGGGCUGAUGCACAUGGGGUGUCUAUGUUUGCUUAUGGUAAAUAAGGGUGAUUUUUUAAUAAAAUGAUCCUGUAACAUUAUUUCAUAAUCAACAAACCUUUCUCAAAAACCUUUUUUCCUCCAACCAUCUUCUGUCUUCUCACCUCAAUAUUUCUGUCAGCUCUGUCACUUCAACCUUCGAGGUGGUUGUGUAGAUGAAAUGUGUCCCUCUGCUUCCCUCAGUAUCUGAGCCGAAGACAGGUUUUCUUUUGGAAAAGGGGGGCGCAGGAAUAUGUGAGGACCUCAUUCCAAAUUUUGAAGAUGUCCUCUCGAAAAAAAGGUGAGAGGAGGGAGAGCAUUUGUAGGUUAGAAAGAAGGAAGUUACCUCCUUAAAGUGGCGACAACUUUUUCCUUGAAAAGUGAAAAAGAAAAAGACUGAAGGAGUUGAGAGAAAGGGUCGAAAGAAAACAUUCAAGUCUUCGAUUUCUUUCCCUUCACUCCUUCCUGCAACCAUUAAAUCAUCUUUUUUUCCAUAAGUUGAACUCUUCCUAGCCUUUCCUCUGUAAUGAACAAAAGGGACAAACUGUGAAUAAAACCGCUUUCCUUUUGUAAAA